UGUAGCGCAACAGGGCAGGCAUCGGGCUUUGACUGGGGGCACCAUCGUGUGCUGCAGCAGCAGCAGGAGACCGGUCGGCGCUUGGUUGUGACGGGAGACGGAACGAAAUGUUUUCUUCGUUUCCUGCGUGAUGCCGUGCGUGCGAAUCCCAUUUUUCUCGUUUCUCUUUUUCAGUCCUUCCUUGUCCCAGAUUCACGGCAGUUCCUUCAGUUGCUGCAGCAGCAGGACAGGGCCCGUCCACACUCCAUUCCACUUCUCUCAGCCAGCCCGCGGGCCCCCCUCCCUCCAGCAAUCCUCCCACUCACAGGUCACCCCAUCCUUCCACUUCCGCCGCGUUCCCUUCCUAGGUCCAGUCCUUUUUCAAUCGCUCCUCCACUUUUCUUCCCACCCACCAACACCCACCGUGUCGCAUGCCCGUCACAGCUUCUCCUCCAAACAUUCAUCAUCCUCUUCUCAACUGUUACCAACCAUCAUUGCCAACUUGGACGGCCAACCAUCCAACACAACACCGCGACGACGACUUUACCCGCCGAUUCGUCGCGUGAUUUUACGUCUUGUCUCUGAUUGAAUCGUCGAGUGAUACAAACACCCACCACAACCCGAACUUGGCUGACGCCCUCUUCUACGCUUCCCGCCUCUCCGCCCAGAUUGGUCUCUCUCGUGCCUGGCUUGCACUUUGACUGGUCGGCCCGCGAACAAGGCUCCGAACAAGUUGACGCAACUUUUUCUUUUCUUAAACGAGGCUUCGGCAGGACACAGCACGUCGUCGCGCUUAUUACCCCGACCAACCCCCUCCUCACCUCACCAGGCUCCCGAUCUCGUCCGUCGUGUCAGCCUUCAUCCUAU
Neurospora hispaniola is the source of this 846-nucleotide messenger RNA. RefSeq lists its product as uncharacterized. NCBI's taxonomy places the organism in Eukaryota, Fungi, Ascomycota, Sordariomycetes, Sordariales, Sordariaceae. The transcript has a single exon. The record is from RefSeq and is a predicted model, not a curated record. Bases 131 to 568 code for a protein of 145 amino acids.